UUUGAAUUCUUGCGGUGAUCCUGAGGUGCUUUGAAAUGAAUACUCUACUUAGUAAGCCGAACCUCGCAAAGGACAAUUUUUAUGAGUUGCUGGGUGUUAGCAAAGAUUCAACGGAAGAUCAGAUCCUUUAUGAAUAUCGCAUAAAAGCUAGAGAGCUCCAUCCAGAUAAAAAUUCGGAACCAAACUCAGCUUCACUUUUUCAGAAAAUCCAGAAAGCUAAAGAAGUUUUGACUAACUCAAACCUCCGUAGCAUGUAUGAUACCUGGUUGUUCAGCAAUAUAUCUGUUUCUUUUGAACAAUAUCUUGGUUUACAGAAAAAUUUUGAAGAGUGUAUGCACUGGUAUUCCAAUGCUAAUAAAACCCCUCGGAUGUUGGAUAGUACUUCAGAUUCCGACGGGCGUUUUAUAAACGAAAAUAAUUCUGAUAAGCUUCUUAAUAUUGUGAAGCUCUUUCGUGCGUAUGAAAUCUGAGUGAACGAAUUUUAAGUGAUUUUACUCACAACAGUAACUUCAUUUCAUUUAGUUCAAAUACUAUUCUUUCAUCAUUUUUAAUCAAGUUUCUUCCAUCUCUCACUUUCACAAAAUCUCGUGUAUCGUUUUAGCUUUACAUCAAGUUAUUCAUCCCUGACAAUAGAAUAGCUACCUCGAUGUUGUACACUUUAAGCUGUGUUUGAUUCACAAGUUCUCCCUCUGAAAGAUCUACUUGUAAUAUUUGUGGAGGAG
Molecule: messenger RNA, 722 nt
Organism: Schistosoma curassoni
Lineage: Eukaryota; Metazoa; Platyhelminthes; Trematoda; Strigeidida; Schistosomatidae
Source: the annotation of a GenBank genome assembly